GGAGAUGAAAAUUUUCUUGCAAAAAUUCUCAUAAUUUCUGCUCAUAAAAUCUUUUUCCGGAUCCAUUUCGUUUUCAAGAGUGCAUUACCCGCUGUGAACUAGGUCCUGUGGCAGAGAUAUGUGCCACGCUGACUUGAGGCACCGAGUAGAUUUGUUUACAGCAAAAACAUGGCCUGAUACCAUGAAAAUGAACCACUAGAAAAGUAAACAUCUGAUGGAUUAUGAUCAGUGUUGUCAUGACCUGGAUCCGCUUUACCUGCAUCAGGAUGUGGACAUGUAAAAGCCAUCAUUCAUAUAAGCCUGACAAAUGAAGUGGUCGUACCAGAACUAACCAGUCCAAUGUUCAUGUACGAAAGCAACUUGAGCAACCUUGGUUCAUUGUAGCGAUGGCUACUUCUACGAGAUGUUUGUUGAGUUGCGCCAUGGUGGCCGUGGUAAUGUUUGCAUCGGAUUGCGUGAUGCUCUCGUCCAAUCAGAACCAAUGUGGAGGUCACCUGACAAAUAAAACUGGCUCCAUAACGUCGCCAGGAUACCCAGAAGUUUAUCCAGGCGAUUCAAAUUGUGAAUGGAGCAUCAUUGCAGGUUCAGGUUUGGGAAUAACGAUUAUAUUUGAGCAGUUUCAACUAGAUGCUGGCGAUACGUUAAAAAUUUACGACAACGACCCAACGUUUGAUUCAAGUAAACCAAAAUGGCCAGCUUUUACAAGAUUUGUCCAAGCUGGGACAGUGUAUUCAACACAUUUUAACAGAUUGUGGCUUGUGUUUACAUCCGAUUCAGAAACAUUAUCUAUGAAAGCGAAAUUCCGUAUUGGGUAUUUGCUAGCUAAAACUCAAUGUCCUGAUGUUGUUGCACCUAAAAAUGGCAGCCGUACAUUUGGAGACUCAGUGCGUGGAUACACAGUUACCUUUUCAUGUGAUGCGGGGUAUAUUUUACAGGGGAACAGUACCCUGACUUGUCUUGUAGGUGGGCCAGAAGGUGGACAAUGGCCCGGCAUGCCACCGCAGUGUGUGGCUCCUUGUUACAGUGGCUCAUCAGUAGCACAAAAUGGGCUUGGAUACUUCACAGUGCCUAGCAAUAAUCCCAUCCUUUCACCGAAAUAUCCAUCCCCACUUGGAAACCCAGGUAAAUGCAUUUGGAAAGUACAGGUGAAAAGUGGACUAUAUGUGAACUUAACUGCUACAGAUUUCAACCUGGACAGAUUCAGUGGUUUAGAAAUAUGGGAUCGUUCAGUUGGUGGUAGUCUCAUCGGAAACUAUUCUGGAAAUUCUUUCCCUAAAUUCAUAACAAGUAGAGGUUACACCGUUUUUAUCAGUCUGUUCUCUAAUGGCCCAAGUGUUGGACGGUUCAGUCUCAGAUUUGACAUAUCAAACAGCACAAAUUGUGCUCCACCAGCAAAUGCAGAAAAUAUGUAUAUUACUCCGGUGAAAUCGACAUAUGAUUUAGGCGAUCGUGUCAUGUACAAGUGUGUUUCAGGGUUUGUUCUGGCGCCGAAAAAUUCCCAUAAUACAAAAACGAAAUGUUCUGUCGGUAAACGGUGGACAGUGGUCAGUUUACCGAAAUGUGUGGCAUAUUGUAAGGAGUGGGACCCUGACGACUUGACAUUCCGAGAUGUGGUGUACCGUAAUGAGAGUGGUGUCCUAUACAGCCCUGGUUACCCAGGCCCCCUCAUAAAAGGGUCUUGUGAAUAUCGUAUCGCUGUGGCUAGAGGUCGACUAAUAGAAUUUGACCUCAAUAAAGUGACCCUGGACGCUUUCACAAAAAUAAAGCUAUACUCCGGUGUGAGUACACAAAAUCGUACAUUACUUAUGACUCUGGCAACAAAAGAUCUUAACAAAAUAAAAACAUUCAAAUUGACGACAUCCAAUGCAUUUGUGGUGAUAGAAAAGUCAAGUGGGGAAAGUUUUGAGAAGUUUUCCAUACGGUACUGGAGUACCACAUCAGGGGAAUGUGAAAAACCGGUGCUAGAAUACGGAUAUAUGUCCCCAGUGACGAGUGGAUUUCCUGACUCUACUGUUGUUCGAUUUACUUGCGAGCCUUUCUUCCAACUCCAUGGUGCAGCAGAAGUUGUGUGUGUUGCGGGCGGUAUGAAAAGCCGCUGGGAUCCAGCUUUGCCGUCCUGUCUUAGCCGGUGUGGGGGAACAUAUCCGCUAUUAUCAAAUGGCUCUAUCACAUCGCCAUCCAUUUCAAAGAUUACUCGAAAUCAGUGUGUGUGGAAUAUCAAUGACCCCAGUCCUGCCGAAAAUCAAAUCUCAUAUUCAAUCAGUAUUGUUAUGGACGUCUUAGAACUUGCACCUGAUGACAUUCUGAAAAUUCAGCCAAUUGGAGGACAGGUUGAAGUUAUACGGAAUAAGAAAAACCUCGUCAUUGUAGCUUCGUCUGCUGGGUUCAUGCUGACGUUUGUUUCAUCCGAAAUUUCAACGCAGGGGAGAAAAUUCCGAUUGACAUAUCAGAGUAAUGUGUUUGUACCAAAGCCUUGUCCGAUGCCGCCCUCUUCCGGCUACCUGUGGAUUCCCGACGGGAACGCCAAUCCGGGGUCAACGGUGUCAUUCAGAUGUAAACCGCCGUAUGACCUUGUUGGUGCGGAGAAGUCAACAUGCUCGAAGGAGGCGUCAGUGUGGAGUCCACCUUUGCCCGUGUGUAGCUUGUAUUGUGGCAUGGCGGGUGGAGGCAACUUUAUCAGGAAUGCAAGCAACGGUGGCGCAGUAGCCAACCCUGGUUACCCGAACAUGUUACUGGGAAGGCAGACUUGUAGAUGGGUCAUCCAAGCCGAUCCUGGACAGUGGAUCACUGCUAGUUUUAGCUAUCUAGACUUUCCAAAAGAUCACAAAGACAUCACUAUACAAAUAUUCGAUGGCGCACAUGUUGGUCAUCAGAAACCGCUGCUUGUGGAGACAGAGUAUGGAGUUCUACCCUCAAACGUCACCAGUCUUACUGGAGCCCUGACUAUCGAUUACACAUCAACACAUGAUGACAUUCGAGAGAAUAAAGGCUUUUAUAUUCGCUACGGAGUCGUACCGUCUGAACAUCGUGUCCUGAUGACCACUCGGGCAGUUCCUACUGCAACCAGCCGUUCGUCUACCACGCCAUCGGUUGCCACAUCGACUGAGAGACCAACCGUUUUGGUUCAUACUCUUUCCAGGAAGCCAACGGAAACCACAACGUCACCACAUGACCACCAACUUGAUAAGCGUGUGGGAAAAGUCGAGAACCAUGCUCCGCGGGGUACAAACACUGGAGCAAUCAUCGGCGCGGGGGUAGCCUGCGUCUGCCUCAUCGUCGCUGGUCUAGUUGUUGGCGGCUACUACUGGUAUAGGCGUCGGCACCCAGUUCGGAUGCUGGUCGGACAACGUUUCCCGAAGUUUCAUAAUCCCUUGUACGAGACGCAGCAGCCUACGUCCUCGACUUUUUCACUGGACAAGGACUUUAAUCUGAGUUCGACUUCUUCAACGUCUUUGGCAUAGAAGGAUUGCGGCGUCUGUCGUGGAUCUAAAGAGGUUUAGCUUCCUCACUUCUUAUUUGUAGUAAUAUGAUAUGUAAGAUAUCAUUUGGAUUAAUCAUAAUCACAAAUUUUUAUCGGGUUUAUUUUGUAGAAUUUUUACUUGUACAGUUAUAUUAUCAAAAAGGUUUUAGACUUGGAAAUUAUAUUUUAGGUAUGCAUUUCAAUUAUCUACAGGUGUAUUAUUUUUUAUAGAUCUUUUGAAUAUUUCACGUUCAGUUCUAAAAAGUUGCAGACAGUACUGUCACACUUAUAUAUAUAUCACUAUAGAAUACCCACUUGAAAGUGAAGUUUUUCAUGUUUUCAUACCUCAGUGUAUUCAUGGUAAAUUUUAACAUAUUUUGAAGAAAAAAGGUGCAUAAUUAUUUUGUAAAUGGUGCAUUUAAUGACUUUAGAGGGUGCUUUGUUAUAUUAGUCAGAUUAUAAUUGAUUUAAUGCCUUUUCAUUAGUUUGUGUGGCAGGAUGUGUGAAUGGCAUGGGCUGGAAAAUAGCGCAUGCUUAUCAGGGAGGCCCACUUGUGUGUUAUGCGGGUAACUCUGAAUGGUAAAACUAAUAUUUGGUGCAGGUGCACUGACUGUUUAUGUAAUAGGUUAAAUUUACCUCCUUGGAUGGUGCUUUGAUCAGUCUGUGCCGAGUGCUAUUUCGUUUGAUAUCCGUUUUUGGUGCUGUGGAAUAAAUCCACUCUUUGAAAAAUCAAAAGCUAUGAUUUUGCUUUUAGUUCGUUAGGGAAUAUGUCUGAUUAUUUUGAGCUAUUUUUCAGUGGAUUUCAGUUUUGAUUACUGAAGCAGUUUUGUUUUGGGUGAUGCCAGUGAGUGUAUAUGUGUGGCAGCCUAAUCACUAAAGAGGUAGCAGUCCAGCUUCUUUAAGGAGAGCUGAAAGCAACAGAAAUACGACUGCUGGGCUUGGCUAAAACGACCAUUAGUGGGAAGUGAUAGAUUAUAUAGCCACCAGAUGGAACCACACAAAUAUAUUUGUUUAUAAAUUUAUUCAUUUUAGAAAGUCAUCAUCAAUUUUGCAUCUUGACCUGUGAGUUUUUUAUAAUGCUUCACUCUUCCCUGAAACGUAGAAAGGAAGUAUGAAGUGGUACAAAAACACUAUGGAGUCUGUCAGGAUGUAAAAUUCUGAUGAAAAUGUGUACUGAUAUUUUGUAUGUUGUCUUUAUAAUUAUAGCAUUAUCAAUUGUUUACAUUUAUGACGACGGCUAAUAAUGUCAUGUUUAUGUCAUUGCUGUCUAAAGUCUUAAAUACACGUAUAUUGUCAUAUCCGAAUAUAGAUCUGCUUGAGGCAUUUAUCGAAUUGUUCUGAGAAGUUUCCGUAGCUCACAAUAUCGGUAGCAAAAGAAGAAAUUAUACAGUUGGGUCAUCAGUCAAGGAAGCCACAUUCCAUUUUCUGUCAAUUUGUGUCACAUUUCUUGCCAAUUUGUGUGAACGGAUUUCUGAAGAACUGGAAUUCAGUAUAAAGAUGUUGGCUCCAAAAAGCUUAGUGCACUCAUAGGAAACAUAACUAUCUGUUCACUCAUUUCUCUGAUGUGAAGAAUAUUCCUGUUGGUUGUACCGGUGCCAAGAUAACCGGUACCGACAAGAUGUAUGCGAAAUACUCUUUUGAGGAACUAGGAGAUGUCUUAGAUUUAUCACAAAUGAAUUGUUAGUAAACUUAAAUACUUGUUUAUUGUUAUUUAUAUAAUCCCCGUGUUGCAUGAUUUUGAGGACCUUCCUUUAUGACACUCAAUAUCCAGUCCCAUCAAUGCAAUAAUAACGUCUAGUGGAAAGUUUCUUGCUCCAAGUUAGUUGCCUUUCAUAGCACAAAAAUCGUUAGUAAAGUGCCUUGCCCAAGUGAGUUGGCCCCACCAAUCGGAAAUGACACGUUACCAUUGCCCCUUGCAUUCCCCUACCGGUUCAGAUCACUUCCCAAUUCCCAUAAAACCUCAAACAAUGUAAACAUGUCAUCUGUCAAAGUCAGUGAUUUUGUGGAGUUUAUUAACAAGAUUUUUAGCUCGAAAUGAAAGAGAACAUGUCAGAAGAAAGUAAAGGAUAUUUGGGAAGGGAUCUAGCUGAAAUUAUCUGAUGGUCUGGACAAAUUGUGGCAAGAGUUGCAGUGAUUAUAUUUAGAAAAUUUGCAUUGGAUUAUUAGGAGAUG
This is a messenger RNA of Lineus longissimus, 5632 nucleotides long. RefSeq names its product CUB and sushi domain-containing protein 3-like. Lineage: Eukaryota; Metazoa; Nemertea; Pilidiophora; Heteronemertea; Lineidae. The record is from RefSeq and is a predicted model, not a curated record. The transcript has 7 exons. Bases 387 to 3461 code for a protein of 1024 amino acids.